UUGUGCCACAAAUGAGGGUUUCACAUGGCUACUAGGGCAGAGUUUAAUGGCACUUCAAAGGGUGUUUCCUGUCAUUAGCUUAUCGCCAUGCUCCAUGUUUAUUUUUUAGAUAGAUUUCCAGGCUGUUGCUUGGUUACCUCCACAAUACAUUGGGAGUGGUGACACACUUAAGUUUCAUUUACUCAGAAAUGGUGUAUCACAUGCUGGUCACUUGUUUUAAUGGAAAGCUCUACUCCCCCUUCAAAGUUCUUCUCACAGUUCCUGUAUUUUUAUAGUGCUACAAGUCCAUUGUUCUAUGGUGACUGACAUGGAUAACAUUGCUCUGAUCUAUAAGGUCUUAAGUGCCCAUAAUGGAUCAUUUGAGCUGGGAGAAUUACGUGCUAAUAUCGGCAGGGUUGAAGAUGACCUGAAGUGUGUUUUAGGGAAUCCGGAGAUGUUCACGAGUACAGUCUACAAAGGGAAGCAAAUGAUAGUUGCCAAGACGAAAAUGAGGUUGUGCCAAGCCAAGGGAUGUAAUGAUUGCAGUAAUUUACAUGUGUGUAAGUUCUUCCUGUAUGGAACAUGUCCAUCCAAUGAGAGACAAGGAUGUUUCCUCAGCCAUGAGCUGACCUCAGAGCACAACAGAAGAGUUCUGGGUGAGCAUCACCUGGAGGAACUGGACAGGAGGGAGCUGUGUACAUUACUGCUUCAGAAUGACGACAGGCUUUUACCCCCAGUUUGUUUCAUAUACAACAAAGGUGGCGGACGGUAUGGAUACUGUCCUGACAAGGACAGCUGCACAAGACUCCACAUUUGUCAGCGCUACAUUUCCGGAAUCUGUGCUGCAGAAGUGGACUGCGACAAGUCUCAUGACUUCUACGAGCCCCAGCCGCUAAACACCCUGCAAAAUAGAGGAGUGCCUAAUGAACUGGUGGCAUCUAUGUUGCCCACUUAUAGAAACAUCCAGGCAAUCGGUGACACAAAAUAUUGCAAAAACAACUCAGUUGGCCAACUGCUGCAAUCCAAAGCUUUCCCCGGUCACUGGGAUAAAUGUUCUGUACCUGAGACUGGAUUCAAGAGGGUUGCCCUGCAGAGAUCCUCAGAUGAGUACAAGAAGAUUCUGGAUCUUUUCCAUCAAACUAUGCCUGGCUUCAAUGUGAAGAGUAUUGAGAGGGUGCAGAAUAGGAUCCUGUGGGACAUCUUUCAGUGGCAAGAAGAUGUGAUGAGAGGGAAAAACGCAGGGACAGAGAACGAGAGGCACCUCUUCUAUGGAACAGACUCUAAACACGUGGACGACAUAUGCUUGCAGAAUGUAGACUGGAGGAUGGAGAGAAGGCAUGGUAUGCCCUACGGGAAAGUCCAUCUCUUUCCAGGAGGUUACUUCUCCAAGGAUGCCAGUAACUCCCACAGCUACACUAGCCAGUCAGGAGUCAGGUCCAUGUUUGUCUGCCGUGUGAUGGUGGGAAUCUACACGCAAGGCCAUCCCAGCUCCAUCCAGCCCCUGUUAAAAGUCUCCUACGACAGCUAUGUGGAUCAUGUCAGCAACCCCUCCAUAUUUGUCGUGGUCAACAAACACCAAGUGUACCCAGAGUACCUUAUUCAGUACAGAGAAGGGUCCAGGCCCCUCACCUAUGGUCCGGCCCUCAGCUCUAACCCAAACCAGACCCAGUACAUACACUGGCAACCUACUCCAGUCAUGCUGCAGUCUCAAGCCACCCCUGGCCAGCCCAAAAACACACGGUUCAUAUAUCCUCAUCCAAGAUUUGUCCAGCGCGAAUCCACACUCAGUACCCAGCCACAAACACUAUUGUCACACCACUCAAACCCAGCUGGGCUACCUGCUCAUCCCUCUAUGCAAAAUCCUGCAGGAAAGAGAACCCAAAGACCUACCUUAAGGCACGCCUCUGCUCAGUUCGGUUCCAUGAACUCUUUGACACAGACAUCAUUUCAGCCAGGAUUGAGGAUUUACACUCCUCACCAAGCAUUCUUCCCAAUGACCUCUGCAGCAUGUCCACCAAGGAGAUCACAGUUUGCUGGAAUGAAGGCAAAAAGUAAAUCCAUGGCAUCAUUAGAUAACCCAUAACACUUUGUUGUUUACAUUAUUUUUGGAAAUGUACUGUAAAAUGAAAGAAUGUGUACUACACCCAUGUUUGGUGAAUGAUAAAUACCAAAAUUGGCCUAUUCUUACAUACACUCAGUUGAAGUGAAUAUAUUCGAACUUUUCACCACAUCAGAUAAAGUAAAACCAUUGAAGAGCAAUUUGUUCAGGAAGUAAAACUAGAUGUUUGAGGCUUAAUUAUAGUAAAACACAUGUAUUCAUUUUGACAGUUGGUUGCAGCAAACCAACCACUCAUAAUCCUCCCACUCAAUCAACACAACCAUUCUCAGACAGUCCUCAACUUCCAGACACUGGUGCUCAUCCUUAUCAUGGCACGAGUUAAAGUGAACCUCUGUAUCAUUUCAACCAUCGCCAUAAUGAUAUUUAGGAAAUACUCCCCCACCCAUAGCUUUUCACCUGAAUGCAUUUUUUAAACAUUGUUUGGGGCAAAAGGUGAAGCUGGAGGGUUUACAUGGUGGUUAAAACUGAUUGUAUCGAAUUCAACUAAAUGUAUUGGAUUCCACUCACCACUAGGUGGUAGCACAUACAACCUUUCAGCCAACAGUAAAGUGACACUGCAGAUGGUCAUUAUACCCCCACAAUGGUGCUGGUGGCAGUUGGUUGAGAUGGAUGUGAAUUGGCAGAAACAGGGCACUCCAAACCAUACUGGGGUACAGGUUGAAUAAAUGAGUAAGCGCAGACAGAAGUGGAUGAAACAUUAAUAAUUAACAGCCUUGCUCUGUAUAGCGCCUAGUAAAGUUCUACAUAUUGCAUUUAGUCAUGCUGCUUUAAAAAUGAAAAGAAAAAAAUUAUACUAAUGUACACAAGUUAGUUGGUAGCAUCAUGUUAUGGGUGUGUUUGUCACAAUAAUAUGAAAAUUAGCGUGGAUU
Molecule: messenger RNA, 2967 nt
Organism: Esox lucius (northern pike)
Lineage: Eukaryota; Metazoa; Chordata; Actinopteri; Esociformes; Esocidae
Product: protein mono-ADP-ribosyltransferase PARP12
Exons: 7
Coding region: 296-2062 (588 amino acids)
Molecular function (GO): metal ion binding; NAD+ poly-ADP-ribosyltransferase activity
Source: RefSeq, a predicted model, not a curated record